Molecule: messenger RNA, 2163 nt
Organism: Cladophialophora carrionii CBS 160.54
Lineage: Eukaryota; Fungi; Ascomycota; Eurotiomycetes; Chaetothyriales; Herpotrichiellaceae
Exons: 1
Coding region: 1-2163 (720 amino acids)
Molecular function (GO): dipeptidyl-peptidase activity
Source: RefSeq, a predicted model, not a curated record
AUGAUUGAACUACAAUCGAAGCCUCCGAAGCCACUCAGUGGUCAGUUUGACGAUGGCCCUUUGGUAGGCCUAGGAUAUCGGACCGACUCGCAGGAAGGCGUCACUGACAAGCAAGGCCAUUUCUUCUACCGGGAUGGCGAAACGGUGACCUUUUCGAUAGGCAAGCUGUCUAUCGGAUCUGCGAUGGGCAGCCCAUCGCUGACACUGGCCGCGCUUCACAAUGGUGGCGGCGGCGUUGAUGCUGGGCUGGGGAAACCGAGUCUGACUCUUCCAGAGACGGUCAACCGAGCGCGCUUCAUUCAGAGCCUGGCGGCGGAACGCGACCUCCGAAAUGGUGUGUCCAUCGACGAUACCAUCCGCGAUAUCGUGAACACACAUGCGGAUGGGAUUUUGUUUGCUUCCGACAUCAGCACGUUCGAGCAAGCGCCUGCGAUCCGCGAGGUGUUCAGCAAGCUCGGGCGCCGUUUUCGCGGUGCAGAGGAAGCACGCAACCAUCUGCGGCGCGCCCAGGCAGGAAUUAGGGCGCUCAGGGACGUCCGAAUUCCCACCCGCGACGGGAGUUAUCUCGUCGCGGACGUCUUUCACCCCAACGAUGCUGGAAAGUAUCCGGUUCUCCUGGGAGUCAGUGUCUACGGUAGAGCGUUUCAGAUUGGGUCGAUCCUCAGCGACGCAGACUUUGAGGCAAGUGAGAAGCGUGAAGCCGCCUGGUAUGAGACAGACCGAAGCCACAUCGUCCCCUCCUUUCGAUUGUCGGAAAAUGCGGCCAGCGGCAAUGCCAGUACCUGGGUACCACUCGGCUAUGCCAUGGUACGGGUGGAUGAGCGCGGUGUAGGCCAUACCCCGGGCACAUUGAAUCCUUUCUCGAAGCAAGGGGCACUCGACUAUUUCGAUGCCAUUGAGUGGGCGGCCAAGCAGCCAUGGAGUGAUGGCAACGUCGGCACCUAUGGUGCCUCGUACAAUGCAACCAUCCAGUGGAAUGUAGCUGCACUGCACCCGCCUUCCUUGAGGGCCAUGGCUCCGAUUUCUGGGGAUGGCGGUUACCGCGACCUUGCAUAUCCUGGCGGGAUCUUCCUCGAAAAGUACCGACACCAGUGGUGGAACGACAUAGUACUGCCGAUCAAGAAUCCCAACGGCGACGCUGUGGACUUCCUCGGCGGACUUCGAAGCCACCCUUGGGAUGACGAGCACUAUCACGGUGAUGGGAUCCUCUCUGCCGAUUUUGCCAGCAUUGACACUCCCGUGCUGACGGCAGUGAGUCUAACUGGUUUGAUUCACGCUCGUUCCGGGUUCGAAGCGUUCUCGCACCUCUCCUCACGCGACAAAAGGCUGAUGGUCAUGGACGCCUCUUACUCCGCCUAUAUGUUUGAGGACUUCCAGCCUGACGUGAAGGCUUUUUUCGACCAGUACCUCAAAGGGAAGAAGCCGCCGCAGGAGCCGCCAGCUGUGGGCAUAGUGCUUCGCACAGGGGAUGGAGGGUGGGAGCGCUGCAAUGCAUCGACCUGGCCUCUUCCCGACACGGAGUACCGGGAGCUCUUUCUAGAAGCCGGCUCGAACGCGAGCGGUGGCCAAAUUUCCGCUCGCUUACCCGACCAGAAAGGAAUUGUCGAAUAUUCAGCCGAUGUGCAGGAUUGGGCCAAGCCCUUACCCAUGGCCGUUUUCGAGUCGGCUCCGUUGGAUGAAGAACUCGAAUUGGUGGGUCAUUUCCGGGCAACAUUGUGGGUGUCGUCCACGUCGGCUGACGCCGACGUCUUCGUCGCGGUUCGUGUCAUGGAUGGGGAGCGAGAGGUCCUGUACCGCACGCGUGAGACGGGGUCUGUCAGCCCGCUGACCUGGGGAUGCCUCAAGGUGUCCCGUCGGGCGACCGAUCCCACGCUCAGUACGCAGGAACGGCCGUGGCAUACUCAUCGGCGCGAGGAUGCUCAACCCCUCGUCCCAGACGAAGUGGUGAGGAUUGAUGUGGAAAUCAUGCCAGCCACCGGACGUGUGCAGAAAGGCCAUCGACUCCGCAUCGAGAUCUCGCCGGUUGAGGGCCCCGGACGCGUGCUAGGGCGUGAACGCGCGUACGACGAAUCGUAUCACCGUGGCGCCAUGAAUCGCGUCUAUACCGGAGGAGUGACUCCCAGCUCCAUUACAAUUCCUGUUGUGCCUCGUCAACACAGCUAG